Eutrema salsugineum is the source of this 1197-nucleotide messenger RNA. RefSeq names its product serpin-Z2. Lineage: Eukaryota; Viridiplantae; Streptophyta; Magnoliopsida; Brassicales; Brassicaceae. Gene Ontology annotation, molecular function: serine-type endopeptidase inhibitor activity. The coding region runs from base 1 to 1197 and encodes 398 amino acids. The transcript is spliced from 2 exons. The record is from RefSeq and is a predicted model, not a curated record.
AUGGAUCCAAAAGCGAAGAAACAAAAGCUUAGCGCAUCAGAAAUCGCAAGUCCCUCUCUCUCAAAGAAGAAAGUUGAUGUGCGCAAAGCGAUGAGGAAGCAAAACGACGCAGCUAUGUACCUUACGGAGAAAGUAAUCUCUGCAGUGGCCAGAAACUCUAACUUCGUCUUCUCCCCAGCAUCAAUCAACGCUGCACUCACCAUGGUCGCUGCUACCUCCGAACAAGAAACCCUAAGAUCCGUUAUCCUCUCCAUCCUUGGUUCUUCCUCAAUCGAUGAGCUCAACGCCGUUUUCAGCGAGAUUGCUACAAUGGUCCUUGUCGACGGGAGCGAGACCGGUGGCCCUAAGAUCUCAUCCGUUAAUGGAGUGUGGAUGGAGCAAUCACUAUCUUUUAAUCCCUUGUUAAAGGACCUCCUUGAGAAUUUCUUCAAGGCACCUUUCUCUCAAGUUGAUUUCCGAUUCAAGUUUGAACAAGUGCGCGAGGAGGUGAAUUUGUGGGCUUCAGAGCACACCAAUGGUCUCAUCAAAAGCAUUCUUCCUCCCAGAUCAGUCACACCUCACACCAUGUGGAUUUAUGGAAACGCAUUGUACUUCAAAGGAGCAUGGGAACACAAAUUUCCCAAGUCUUUGACGGAAGACCAAGACUUUCAACUUCUCGAUGGCACCUCAGUCUCUGUGCCGUUCAUGAGCAGCUACAGGAAGCAAUAUGUAAGGGAUUACGAUGGUUUUAAGGUCCUUAAGCUCCCAUUUCGACAGUUCGAUGAUAGCAAUCGCCAAUUCUCAAUGUAUUUCUAUCUCCCUAAAGCCAAGGAUGGAUUGAAUCGCCUGGUGAAGAGAAUGGCAUCUACUCGUGGAUUCUUGGAUAGUCACAUUCCAUGGCAAGAAGUUCGACUUGGUGAAUUCAGAAUCCCAAAGUUUAAGAUGGAAUUUGGGUUUGAGGCUUCGAGAGCUUUCAAUGAAUGGAAUCUGGAAGAGGUUUCAUUGUACCAUAAAGCUUUGGUCGAAAUCGAUGAAGAUGGUGCAGAAGCUGCGGCUGUUACUGCUGUUAUAGGAGGCAGAGGUUCAAGUGGAAGAUCCGGCAGGAUGAUAGAUUUUGUGGCUGAUCAUCCUUUUCUUUUUAUGAUUAGAGAAGAUAAAACUGCAGCAGUUUUGUUUGUUGGUCAAAUCUUUGAUCCUUCCAAACAUGAUUCUGCCUAG